AGUGCUCGCAGGCAGCGGGCUCGGCUGCCCCAGCACGGGGGCACCGCUCCGGGGCUCGCAGCGAUCAGCGCUGCCCCUCGGCAGGAGCGAUUUUCGGCAAUAUUCCCCGCAUUCCCACCCUUCGCAGCCCGCCUCGGCAAGGAGAAGUUUCCUGAGAGGCAGAGCCGAAGGCACCGAGGAUUCCUGCGGGAUAAAUAUGCCGAGCACUGCGGGCAGGCGGGAUGCAAAUAUCCCCGAUUAAUGGUUAACCCGGCAUCGGGCUAAGGGACAAGGCUCCUGCUGAAGGACGAUGAGACCCUGCGUUUAUCUUUAUUAUGCUGCCGUCUCCUGGCUAAUUCCGGACGAGUGGCACCCCUGUUCUCCUGCUUUCUGCACAGCAUCCAAAGGUUGACACGGACUUGACUUGCUGCAGCUUUUUUUGUUCAGAUGGAUGGAACGCUCCCAUCAAGGUUGUUUACCCAGUAAAUGGAUCCCUGAGGAGCUCAAAGGCAAAAAAAAAAAAAAAAAAAAAUCUCCUGGGAGCUGAUUUCCUCAUGUUUUUCUUCGAGCUGCUGAAAGAACAUCCCAGGAAAAUGGACGAGCCCUCCACCUAACACAGAGCUCUCCUUUCUGGAAUGCUCAGUGGAAAAGAGGCACCAUUCCAGCAUGAAAUCCAGUGCAUACCAGAAUUUUGAUUCCAAGCACUUCAAGGAUAAAGGUUUCAAGAAAUUGCUGUGGGAUUCAGGACUGCUGUACCCUCGUUUUUCUGACUUCAGCGAGGUAAAGAUGAUCUGAAUGUUGAAUUGGACUAUGAUAAGAAGACAGGAUCUGGAAGUAAAUUUAUCUGGAAGUAAAAGAUGAACCCACUUCAUGCAAAGAAAUCCAGAUUUUUAGUGUGUGUUGCUGUCUGUAUGUUCAUCUACACCUUCAUUUACCUAAAGGUUCCACUUUAUGACGAGUCCAACGACCAAAAAUUGCGUGUCAAAAGAGCAGAGUGUGGUUUUUACCCAGAUGAACUUUGCUCGGCUCUUUUUGUGGGGAAACCUGCAGCCUUUAAAAUUGGAAACUUUUGUCAGAAGUCCUACCAGCCCAAAGCACUCAGCUGCAUUCAAACUUCCUGCAACUGCUCCACACUCCCGAAGACUCUGCAUUUUAUCACCAAACCACUGUCAGAGGAAGAAGGGAAUUUCUCCUUGGCGUACAUUAUUACCAUUCACAAGGAGCUGGAAAUGUUUGUGAGACUGCUAAGAGCUAUUUAUAUGCCUCAGAAUAUUUACUGUAUCCACAUUGAUGAAAAGUCACCCAGAGAUUAUAAAACUGCUGUACAGAACAUCGUUAACUGCUUUGAAAAUAUUUUUAUUUCCUCAAAAAGAGAGCACGUUGUUUAUGCGGGGUUUUCGAGAUUACAAGCUGAUAUUAAUUGCAUGAGAGACCUCGUUAACUCCAAAGUUCAGUGGAAUUACGUUAUUAAUCUGUGUGGUCAAGAUUACCCCCUGAAAACAAAUAAAGAAAUCAUACAAUACCUAAAAAGCAAGUGGAACGGUAAAAACAUCACUCCUGGGAUAGUGCAGCCCCUCCACGUGAAACACAGGACAGAGAUCAGCUACAGGGAGUACGUCCAUUCUGGGGUGCCCUACGUGUACCCAGCAAAGAUCAGGAAAGCUCAGCCUCCACACAACCUGACAAUUUAUUUUGGCAGCGCCUAUUACAUCCUCACAAAGGACUUUGUGCAGUUUGCACUGAGUGAUGCCCGGGCAAAAGCUCUGCUGGAGUGGUCGAGGGACACCUACAGCCCUGAUGAGCACUACUGGGUCACCCUCAAUCGUUUACCCGAUGCUCCAGGGGCUACACCCAAUGCAGGCUGGCAAGGAGACCUAAGAGCCAUUAAAUGGAAAGAUCAAGAAGGACUCUCACACAAAGGCUGCAAAGGUCAUUACGUCAGAGACAUCUGCAUUUACGGCCUGGGGGAUCUGCAGUGGAUUAUUGAGUCCCCUCAUCUGUUUGCCAACAAGUUCGAGGCAGGGAGGAACCCGCUGGCGCUGGAGUGCCUGGAGAGGCGGCUGCGGCUCAAGGUGCUGCGCCAGGCUCAGGUGCCCAUCGAGCAGCACUGGCGCCUGCAGCGGCGCAGCCACUUCGACAUGCAGCUGGCUGUGUGAGCCCAGCACACCCUCAACAGCUGUGCAGCGCCCUGGCAGAGAACAUCAGGGGAAAAAAGGACAUGUACAGGCACAGGCUUGGCUCCGGGAGUCGAGGGUAAAGUGCUGCGCUCCAUAAAUAAACAGGUGUUACUUAUUCCGGUAGCAAUGGGUUAAUUCCCAAAGAACGUCUGAAACUCUGCUGAAGACAAGGGGGGAAGUUCAGAAUCCAUUCAGUGACUUGUUUAGUCAAUAUUCCUCAUGUUCACAGCCAAAGCAUGAGUGACUGGCAUGAAAACAAUAAAAUGGAAGCAGUGACUGAACAACGAUAAAAUACGGAGAAAUAACAAAUUAAAGUCACGGCCAGAGAAUGUCUCAUGAAAUGUUUUGAAUAAUGAAGUUGGCGCUAAAAUUUCAGAACUUGUACAUAAGUGACAACCAGUUUGUGACACAGCCCGUGCCACUGGGGGUGUGGGUUUGUUUUUUAUUUCCCAUGGCCAGCUGCAUCCCCUAAUUUCAUUUUGUAGCAUGGCAACGUCACUGCUGCUCUUCCCAGCCUUUGCUCCUAAUAACAGAAGGAUCCUGCAACACGUGUUCAUCUCCAAGUCUCUGUUCUGAGCCUCUGCAGGAGUUGAGGGCAAGGAGACAGGGAAAAUUUGAGGUCAGGGAUUACAGGAAAAUUGAGCAAAAAGCCAUUUUCCAGCAUUUUUCCAUCCCAGUGUACCUGACUGAGAGAAGCAAAGAGCCUGCAGCAAGUGCAGUAACACUUGGCAGGGACCAGGACAACUCACUGGAUUAAAAACUGUGAAUUAUAAAUAAAAAUUGAAUAAAUAAAUACAAAUAUAUUUAAAAAGGAGCGAUUUCAAUGUAAUCUUCAACAUGCACCCAAAACAUCCCUGAGCUUUUACAAGAAAACUGGCUACAGAUUGAGCCUAUUCCCCAAAAAAACCAAAUGACCAAACAACAGGACGUGAAAGUUUCUGGUUACAAACUUAUUCCCAGGUUGCUGGAACUUUUCUCCUCAUUUUCCCACACGAGUUGAUUGGAAACAUCAUUUCUUGCAGAUGAACUUUAACCUAAAGAAAGGCCAUCUGGUCCCUAUUUAUUUACAAACUCAACCCAAAGGCGCGUGCUCAGUUUCACGGAUAAUCCAGGACUUAUCUUGUGGCUAAAUAUCGCUGGAGAUACUUUUAUUUUUUUUUAUGGAGGGAAAUAAAGCUAAAAAAGAAAAGGAAAAUAAAAGCCAGGCACAUGUUCAUGCUGAGCUUGUUGAGAGUCUCUCUCCAAACCAUUACUGAAGCUAAUGGGUCUCUGGCAUGGAUUAAUCAUAGCAAUAUCCAUAAUUAAUUUCUCUCCAGUCCACUGUAGGGCACUGCCAGCAUUUAUUCACUAUUCCAUGAUGUCUUUUAAAACGGGAAUGGAACAUUCCUUAUUGCCAUCAUUGCAGCAAAUCCAGUCUCCAGCUUUCGCCCCUGGCACCACCACGCAGAACAACUGCCAGGCAUCACUUCCAAAUUGAAUUAAAAUGAAAAAUUCAACAGCCAGGCACUGUAUAUCAUGGACUCCUUUGGCAGAAAUUGAA
Messenger RNA from Hirundo rustica (Barn swallow), 3696 nucleotides. Its product is annotated as beta-1,3-galactosyl-O-glycosyl-glycoprotein beta-1,6-N-acetylglucosaminyltransferase 7-like. Bases 837 to 2135 code for a protein of 432 amino acids. Lineage: Eukaryota; Metazoa; Chordata; Aves; Passeriformes; Hirundinidae. The record is from RefSeq and is a predicted model, not a curated record. Gene Ontology annotation, molecular function: acetylglucosaminyltransferase activity. The transcript is spliced from 6 exons. Gene Ontology annotation, cellular component: membrane.